Drosophila guanche is the source of this 905-nucleotide messenger RNA. Its product is annotated as apolipoprotein D. The transcript is spliced from 6 exons. Gene Ontology annotation, molecular function: pigment binding. NCBI's taxonomy places the organism in Eukaryota, Metazoa, Arthropoda, Insecta, Diptera, Drosophilidae. The coding region runs from base 50 to 739 and encodes 229 amino acids. The record is from RefSeq and is a predicted model, not a curated record.
CAGUUCAAAGCUAGAAGUAGAACGGCGCUAACUAGAAAAAUCUAUUGAAAUGAUUCAGCAACGUUCGGGCUUACAUUUGUUGCUGCUCAUCGGACUGCUGGCCGGCAAUGAAGUUUUGUUGGCGCACGCUCAAGUUCCCUUUCCGGGAAAGUGUCCGGAGGUCAAAGUAAUGGAAGACUUCGAUGUGGAAGCGUACUUGGGCAUCUGGUAUGAGUAUAGCAAAUAUCCAUUUGCAUUUGAAAUUGGCAAGAAGUGCAUCUACGCCAACUACUCGAUCAUUAACAAUGAAACGCUGUCCGUGGUGAAUGGCGGCAUCAAUCGACUCACUGGCAACCCCUCGAGCAUAAGUGGCACUGCGAAGGUUCUAGGCCCCGCACGACUGGCUGUGGCCUUUUUCCCAGGACAGCAAACUACAAAGCCCAACUAUAUGGUACUGGGCACCGACUAUGAGUCGUUUUCCGUUGUCUACAGCUGCACGAACGUGAUAUCUCUGGCUAAUAUCAAAUUCGCUUGGAUCUUAACCCGUGAGCGUGAACCCACAGCAGCGACCAUUGCCGCAGCCAAAGAAAUCUUAGCUGAUAACAAAAUCUCGGAAUCCUUCUUCAUUGACACACAGCAGAGCAAUUGCCCCAAAUUGGACUCAAAUGGCACGGACUUUGGCGCUGAGGAUUUGACUGUUGGCGAUCCGAUCGAUGAAUUUGUUGGCACUGUGCUGCCAAAUGCCAUUGAGAAGGCAUGAGAAUGGCUGCGACGCUUCUACAUGCGUCUCUACAAUAUUUUUAUGAACUUUACGAGUUCUUAAAUGUAAUGUGUACAUAAAUAUUUUAUAUACAUACAUACGGACGUGAGUAGUUGUAUAGACAAGUGUUAUGUUGAAUAUUAAAAUUAAUUGUUAAUGCAUGAAA